Drosophila guanche is the source of this 2808-nucleotide messenger RNA. RefSeq names its product rap1 GTPase-GDP dissociation stimulator 1-B (gene vimar). The transcript has 4 exons. NCBI's taxonomy places the organism in Eukaryota, Metazoa, Arthropoda, Insecta, Diptera, Drosophilidae. Gene Ontology annotation, molecular function: protein binding; guanyl-nucleotide exchange factor activity. Gene Ontology annotation, cellular component: cytosol. The record is from RefSeq and is a predicted model, not a curated record. Bases 127 to 2043 code for a protein of 638 amino acids. Gene Ontology annotation, biological process: positive regulation of GTPase activity.
ACACAAAACACACAAAUAAGUGAUACAGCGUGCCUCUUAACCCUCAAACCAUCUGCGGAGACGGAGUACAGGCAGAGGAAGAAGCAGCGGCGGAAUAAACAACAAAAGCGCUAAGCAGCGGCAAACAUGGCGACUGAAAUCGAUGAGCUCAUUGAGCAGCUGAAGACAACCAGCGUGAGUGCGGGCAACAGCCAGACAACGAAUCUGCUGUGCGAAAUCUCAGCCACCAAGGACCCCAAGUUGUUUGACAAGCACGAGCUGGCCGAUUGCUUUCUGGAGCUCACCCAAAGCGAGGACACGAAUGUGCGCAAGGAGGCGGCCAAGUGCAUAGCGGAGAUCACCAAGUCCGAGGUGCAGCGCAAAAAGUUCACCAAGCGAGACAUAAUUGCCGCCUUUUUGAAUUGCCUGCGGCAGGUGCCGACGCCGGAUGGCAGCAUGGAGCUGCCCAUACAGAUCUGUCGAGCGUUGGGCAACAUUUGCUACCUGAAUGACGAGGCGCGGGAUCUCAUACUGGAGCUGGAGGGUGAUGCGGUGCUGCUGCAGCUGCUCGACAUUGCCAGCAUCGAGGAUGUGGCCAAUGCGGCGCAGUUCAUCAAGGUGCGCGGGGGAUUGCUCUCAAAUUAUUUGCUGGGCGGCGAGGGGCUGGCCAAGCGUGCCAUGGAGCUGGGCGUGAUGAAGAAGCUGCAGGCAAUGAUUGCCACGGGGGCCUCCAAUGUGGAAGUGCAUGAGGAUUUGCUGCUGAACACGCUGCCGCUGCUCAGCAUUCUCACGGAGAAUGUGGCGGAUCUGAACUUUGAGGCAACGCUGAACAUUCAGCUGUCGCGCAUUUUGGCUGCGUCCACCAAUCCGGAUCUGGCGGAGAUGUGCCUGGAGCUGCUGCACUACCAAGCAGAGAGCGAUGAGGUGAAGCUGCUGCUGGCCAAGGAUGGACUCUGCGAGACGAUCUACAAUCUGCUGGAGAAGUACAAGACGCUGGCGAGCACCAGCGAGGCGCGGGCACUGAUGAAGCUGGCCUGCGAGUUGAUUGUGCUGAUACUCACGGGUGAUGAAUCCAUGCACUAUCUAUAUACGACAACGUUGCUCAAGAACAUGGUCGACUGGCUGGACUCGUCGGACAUUGAUCUGCUGACCACCGGCGUGCUGGCCUUGGGCAACUUUGCGCGCACCGACAGCCACUGCAUUUACUUUGUGGAGCAGCAGACCAUGAACAAGCUGCUCGAGGUGCUGGCCAAGAAUAAUGGCGUCAAGGACGAUGUCCGUCUGCAGCAUGCGCUGCUCAGUGCGUUGCGUAAUUUGGUAAUACCCAAGCCGAACAAGAAUGCGGUGAUCCAGGCGGGUCUGGUGCAAACGAUUCUGCCCAUGCUGGAGAUCCAUCAGCCACCGGUUGUGUUCAAGCUGCUGGGCACGCUACGCAUGACAGUCGAUGGGCAGGAGAAACUCGCUUUGGAGCUGCUGAAGAACAAGACGCUCAUCGAGCAGCUGGUGCACUGGAGCAAAUCCUCCGACUAUGCAGGGGUUACUGGCGAGUCGCUGCGUCUGAUGGCCUGGCUGAUUAAGCACGCGUAUCUCAGCAAGAUUGCCUAUGCGCUGCCGCGCAAGGGCGAUGCCCCAGCCGAACAAAUAGCGGACAGGAUACCCCUCACCCAGGACUAUGAUCGCACGAGUUUGAGUCAGUUUCUGGCCAACGAGGGCACCGUGGAGGCCAUGGUCAGCAUGCUCACAGCCCAACAUUUGGUCAUGCAGAAUGAGGCGUUGAUUGCGCUGUGCAUCCUGUCGGUUGUGUAUUUGUCGCAGGCAAAUCAAGCGGGCCAGCAGCAGGCGCAACGACUGCAGGAUGAGCUGAUCAAGUACGAGGUGGGCAAGAAGCUGGCGGAGCUCAUAAGCAAAUCAUCGGACAGCAUGACCAAGGAGAUUGUUGAGAAUCUGCAGAAUUGUGUGAAUCUGUUGAAGUCUUCCGAGCAGCUGGUGGCACAUCUCGAUCAGCAUAACAUCAAUGAGCUGCUGAAAUCCAUACCCAUACUCACCGAAUACUGCACGUUGUAAUAGCAGCCAAGCGGGAGAGAGCGCGUGGCAUUGCAUUUAGUUCAAGCACCGCAGUAUGCCUAGAGGAAUAAGGACAUAAGGAGGAGCAACGAUUCAGUUUUAGACUUGAUUGUGGAAGCAGCGCAGAUUGGGGAAUGUAUUUUUUAGACGCAAGCAUAUUUUGACUGCAUUUACGACAGCAAACCAACGAGGAGCCCGAUUAGGAGGAGCAGCAGCAGCAGGCGGUGGGAAUGAAUAUUUAUAAUUAUAAUAAUAUUAACAAUUUACAUAAGAAAUUAAUCAUUUUUUAGCAUACAAAACAAAAAUCUUUUCUGUUACAAAUGAUUUUUAAGAGCACAAUAACAACAAAUCGUGGUGAUAUCGCUAAAUAUAUAUUUAAUAAAUGUAUUUUAUGUGUAUUGUACUUAUAAUUUUUAAUUGAACAAAAAAACAACACACAAUUUUAACCAAAAAACAAACAAAAAAACACAAUUUGCGAGCACAAAUGUAGUUUUUAGAUAUUUUUAAAUUGCAACAAAAAUCUUCAAGUAUUUAAUUGUGAACACAACAAUUUUUUAAAGGCAACUUUUAAACACACAACAACAACAACAACAAAAGUAACAGCAACUCAAUAACAAUCAAGUAAAUCACAAAAAAUAUAAAAUACAAAAAAACAAAUAGUUGAAGUCCCAAAAAAUAAAUAGAAAUAUAAUGCAAAUUUUACAGAGCGUAGGAUUUAAAAUUUGUAACACUUAUAAAAUUAUUAAACAAAUUGUUUGGCUCACA